This is a messenger RNA of Mugil cephalus (flathead mullet), 3122 nucleotides long. RefSeq names its product seipin-like. The transcript has a single exon. Gene Ontology annotation, cellular component: endoplasmic reticulum membrane. Bases 510 to 1772 code for a protein of 420 amino acids. The record is from RefSeq and is a predicted model, not a curated record. Lineage: Eukaryota; Metazoa; Chordata; Actinopteri; Mugiliformes; Mugilidae. Gene Ontology annotation, biological process: lipid droplet organization; lipid storage.
AUAAACGAUGUCCUAAAAUUAACUUAAAAUGUGCAAACAGUAAGAUUUAAAGUUUCUUCCUACGCCAACCGGUUUUUGAAUAUUAUUAAGGUGACUGUAUUCUUGGCGUGUCUUUUGUACUUGUUUCUCAAUUAUUCCUUUCCCCUCAUCCGUAAAAAUAAUAUAUUCAUGCGUAUGAUUUACGACCCGGAAGUGAUUCACAACUUCCGCUUUAAACAACCGAUAAACUUCCGGGUCGCAAGGUAAUAUUUUGCCUAGAGCUGUUAAGUUGCUAAUGAGCCUAAACUACCCCCAGCGGGUAAAUAGAAAACACCAACUACGCAGUAGAAACACAGGGUAAAUAAAUAUAUACAUAUUUUUUUUUUAAUAUUUGUCGAGUAGUUGUCAUGGCUUGUAGAUUAAACCACCCGGAAGUAGCUCGGAUUCCGAGUGUGUAGUGAGUAGAUGAGACUUGACAUGGGGGGGUGAAGAUAAGCGAUUAUACGGUUUAAGAUAGGAGACACCCACUGAUGCAGGAACAUAAAGACCCGCCACGGAGGCAGCAGUCCACAGGGCUCGAAGGAGGACCGAGUGUCCCAGCCAGCACCACGGGAAGGUCGGCGCUUUCCGGGACGGACACGAUGCGGAGCGCGAUGGGACCGGUUCUGCACUGGCUGCACGACGUCGCAGCUGUGACUCUCCUCAAAGCCCGGCGGACAUUGUUUCAGGCUGCCACCCUUUUCUGCGUCCUGGUCCUGCUGCUCUGGGUGUCCGUCUUUCUCUAUGGAAGCUUCUAUUACUCCUACAUGCCCACCGUGAGCUUCUCCACCCCCGUGCACUUCUACUACACCUCUGAUUGCGAUACCUCAGACUCGACAACACUCUGCUCCUUCCCCACGGCCAACAUCUCGUUCAUGAAGAACGACAGAGAUCAGGUGAUGGCGAACGGUCAGCCUUACCGAGUGUCUUUGGAGCUAGAGAUGCCGGAGUCACCUGUGAACGAACAGCUGGGCAUGUUCAUGGUCAAGAUGUCUUGUUACACGAAAGGUGGGAAGACUGUCUCGCAAGUGGGGAGGUCUACAAUGCUGCAUUACCGCUCCAACCUCCUGCAGUAUCUGAGCACUUUAUUCUUCUCUCCUUUACUCCUGACUGGGAUGGCGGAGCAGAAGCAGCUCAUAGAAGUGGAGCUCUUCUCCGACUACAAGACGAAUGCCUAUCAACCCACUAUCGGCGCAGUCAUCGAGAUCCAGUCCAAACGUGUGCAGAUCUACUCAUCCCAGCUCCGCGUCCAUGCCUACUUCACCGGUAUACGUUACGUUCUCUACAACUUCCCCCUGACGUCCGCCGUGAUCGGCGUGGCCACCAACUUUGCCUUCCUCAGUGUCAUCGUGCUGUUCAGCUACCUGCAGUUUAUAUGGGGUGGGAUCUGGCCCCCGGAUCAAGUGAGAGUCAGGGUGAUGAUGGGAGACAACACCCGCAUCCAGCAGAGGAGAGAGGAGGCUCGGAAGCGCAUGGAGAAGGAAAACUCGUACACGGCACUCAAUCAACCGAAAAUGAUCGGAUCUGUGAACGAGGCAUCUGAUUUCCAAGCUGACGCGGAGGCGGAGGCGACAUCAAAGAACUCCUCUGUGGUCCAAGAUGCCACCGAUGUGCGAGUUAGCAAGGAAGAGGAGUCUCAUGACUCCGAGGAGCCCGAGGAGAAAGACGCCACGGAUGUGUCUGAUGGAUACGUGCCACCUCAGCCGGGCGAGACGGUGCUCAGACAGAGACCCGGACCCUGGAUGAGCCUGUGAACCAUGUCACCUCACAAAGUAUCCGUAGCUCAUGUGCUUCGAUAGCGUCUUAUCAGUAGCUUCACUGCAGAUAUUAAUAAACUAAAGCUAACCUGCUGUUUCAGUUGGACUAAUAUCGCUUGCAUGAUAAUAGGUUACCUGUGGUGUUUUAGCUGGCUAGCCCUUUGUCUUGUCUCGAAGACAGUUUACCUCAUUGUAACUUUGACCUACGCUCUUUUUUUUUUCUGAUCGCAGCACUGUUACAAGUUUCAUGUUUGUGCCACUUGAUUUUCUGCUGGUGCCUUUCAGAAGGUGCUACAUUCCACUUGUCCAUUGUUUGUCUUUUUUUUUCUUUUUCAUUGCACACAAGUGGCAACGAAGUUUAGUUUGGUAGCAAUCUCUAUUAACCGCUCAAUUUAACCUCCUCAUGUUUUACUUUUCCAAAAUCUCAAAGGGCAGUACUUCCUGGGAAUAACUGACUCAAGCCUACUAACAGUGUUCCCAUUUAAAGCGAACACAGAGACUCUUUUGAUUGUUGCCAUUUAACCGAAAAAUCAGUUUUUGAAUAUAUUGUAGAGGCCCUGAAACAAAAUUAAAAGUUCUCAUGAACCUUUUUUCUAACGCUCUCUUUCAGAGGAAUUGGAUUUGGGGAGUUUUCAGAAAAGAAAGAGUCUUUGUUUUUAUUAACUUUCCAAGAAAAAAAAUGUGAAGUGGGUCCAGCCUGACGGAUAUAAGCAAUUCGUCACGUAUAUUUAUUUUUAUCAUCAUGCGAAUAGAUGUUCUGUCUUCGUGUGAACGGAUUAUUUAAGUGCCGUGGCACAUUUAGUUAAUGCUUCUGUGCUUUAAUGUGGCAAUGUUCAUUCUAUUGGAUCUUUGUGUUCAGUGUUUACUUGCAGUUUGCACUCUGUGGUUUUGGUGUUUUGAAAUUGGUAUGUAUUUUGUUUUAUUACAUCCAAGACAUUUUACCUGGGUCUUCCUUAUAAUUCCUUAUAAUGUACAUUUUCAUUAAUACGUGUGAAACAUGUUUGUGUUUAAAUUUGCCGGGCAUACAGUACGAGAAGGGCAAUUGAAGUUACUGUUUUGAAACUGAUGCUAUUUGAUAAAGCAUGUGGAUUGAAGGUGAUGGAGGGAUUGUUGGUGUGUAGCUCAGCCUCCAUGUGUUUGACCUCCACCGCCGGGGAGCUUUGGGUUAAGGAAGUUUAUGUAAGGAGCUAAACAAGUUGUGUUGAUGUAGGACUUUGUACCAAAGAUAUCGUCAAAUAGGAUGCAUUUAUAAGCUGUCAGCUGAAGAUACAGGGCAUGAGUAGGGGUUAUUUAUUCAUUGAACAAAAUAAAUAAACGCACAGAAGCAGUGCAUGUCUCUUUUGUUAA